Chilo suppressalis (striped riceborer) is the source of this 1098-nucleotide messenger RNA. The record is from the annotation of a GenBank genome assembly. NCBI's taxonomy places the organism in Eukaryota, Metazoa, Arthropoda, Insecta, Lepidoptera, Crambidae.
AGGUUAUGUUAUGCUGAUGUAGUUAUAUUUUCUGACAAAAUGGAUAUCGUCAAUGAAAUUUUAGAACGUGAGCAGAAGAAAGCGGAAAAGUAUAAACCGAUAACAGUAGAGAAGCAUUUAGAUUUACAGUUCGACGUUGGGAGCUUGCUUGCUUUCGACACAAAUGAUCUGGAUACCAAGUCAAUCAACUCUCUGAAGGACACAUAUUUGCAAUCAUUAUCAAGGGACAAUACACAGUUGUUGUUGAAUAAAAUAUGGGAACUUCCUACAGAACGGAUUGAAGAAGCGAUAGUAGUUCGCCUACCACCCCCAACUACAAUCUUACCACGGGCAAAACCAGUACCAAAGCCUAAACCCUUGACAAAAUGGCAGGAAUUUGCUAAAGAAAAGGGCAUUACAAAGAAGAAGAAAGACAAAUCACAGUGGGAUGAACAGUUACAGAAAUGGGUUCCACUGUAUGGAUUCCGAAAGGCAGCAGCUGAAAAAGAGAAAAACUGGCUUAUAGAAGUGCCACAGAACGUUGACCCAAUGACUGAUAUGUAUGAAAAGAAAGCCUCCGAAAAAUCUGAGAAAGUAGCAAAGAAUGAAUUGCAAAGGCUAAAGAAUAUUGCUCGAGCUAGAAAAGUAAAGAUACCCCGUGUUGGUAUACCAGUUACUUCUGACAAGGCCUCCGCUACACAGCUAUCUACUGCAGCAUCCGUGGCUAAAGCAUCUACAGCCUCUCUUGGUAAAUUCCAAGAUAAACUUCCUAAAGAAAAAGAGGCUCGUGGGAAAGGAAUACAUGAACUCAUUCCUGGUAAAGAAAAAAAACGCAAGGCACCUAUACCAACAGCACAAGCUGAAAGAGAAAAUAACUUGAACCUCAUAGACAGCAUUCUCAAUAAAAGGCCUAAGAUUGAUAUAGAUAAAGCAGUCUCAAAACAUAUUCACCAAGAACAAGUUCAGAGGUCUGUUGAAAAGAAGAACAUGAAACCAACUAAAGGGAAAGCAAAAUCUAAAGGCAAGGGUAAUGUGACUAAUUUUUCAGCCAAGAAACCAAAGGCUGGUAAGGGUCAAAGAAAUCCUAGUAAAAAGAAUCCAGGCAGGAAAAGGAGGUGA